CGUUCUUCUUACCCAUCCAACAUUACACAGUCAAAUUAUUCAAAUUUUCAAAUUUUUUAAUUUUUUCAAAUUUUUCUAAAAUUUCCAAAAUUUAAAUUUCUCUAAAAAUAAAAUAUUAAACGAAUAAUGAAAUUAUUUAAAUUAAUAUAAAAAGUAUGGUGUCGGAAAAAUAAUUUAUUAUUUGAUAUGACGCAGUAUGAGAGGAUAAAGGAGCGUUUGAGGAGUAUAAAUAUUAAGAGGAAUAAGAAGCGCGUGACAGAUGUAAGAUUACAUUUAACGCAGUACUUAUCCCAUGUGAUCCCUUUAUCUUCUCAACGCUUUAUUUUAUCGCCCCUUAUCCGAGCCUCGCUUCUCUCCCAAAUUGGAUCAUAUAAUUUUAUUAAACUAUUUAACAUUAGGAAUACUACGCCAGUUAACAUUUUUAAAGGAACUGUUGGAAUCUAUGGGUUUAAGGGAUUAUGGAAGGGUACGACAUCGCAUGUGUUAUCUGGAGUAAUAUUUCCAAGUGUGUAUAUGAUCUCCAAAUGGAUAUCAAAUGUAACAUAUGUGCCAUACUACGAUAAACCCAAGGGACAAUACCUUAAAAGAUAUCUCGAAUCACUUUCCAUCUGUACAUUCUCACAUCUCUUCAGUUAUCCUCUUGAUACUUGCUAUACCAGAUUAUCCUCCGAUUAUACCAAUUGUAGUAUUAAGAAGUAUAUUAGACAUAUUAUACAACAAUACGGAGUUAGAAAUUUGUAUAGUGGAUUCCUGUUGUGUUUAUUAUCAACUUCGACACAUUUGAUGAUAACACUGCCACUGAACCAGCAAAUGCAGUACAGAAUUAUCAACAGCGUCAACGAUGAAAUCGCCAAAAAUCCAAUCCUAAAAUCAAACCCCAAAUCCAUCAAACCCAAAGAAUUGAAGCCUGUGGAGUUGUAUCCGUUUAACUUAAUUUUCGCUACUUUGGUGUCUUUUGUAUCAAAGACUAUCACAUAUCCAAUUGACACUCUCAAAGUUAAAUAUCAGUAUAACACACGAGAAAACUAUGGAUAUAAGCGUUUUUUCGCACAAAUUAAGCAAUCGGGAGGGUUUAGUGUGAGAAAAUUAUAUGCGGGAUUUAGUAUGAAGUCUGUUUUAUUUCUUCCUGAGUGCCUUCUCUACGGCACACUAUACUCCGCCGUUGUUAAAUUCUUAUCAUAACUCACACAUUAAUUUUUUAUUCUUUGUG
This is a messenger RNA of Theileria parva strain Muguga, 1210 nucleotides long. Its product is annotated as Mitochondrial carrier family protein. Lineage: Eukaryota; Apicomplexa; Aconoidasida; Piroplasmida; Theileriidae. The record is from RefSeq and is a predicted model, not a curated record. Bases 187 to 1182 code for a protein of 331 amino acids. Gene Ontology annotation, biological process: transmembrane transport. The transcript is spliced from 6 exons.